Messenger RNA from Meriones unguiculatus (Mongolian gerbil), 1294 nucleotides. It is a transcript of the gene Sra1, whose product is annotated as steroid receptor RNA activator 1. The transcript has 6 exons. Gene Ontology annotation, biological process: regulation of transcription by RNA polymerase II. Gene Ontology annotation, cellular component: nucleus. The record is from RefSeq and is a predicted model, not a curated record. The coding region runs from base 317 to 1021 and encodes 234 amino acids. Lineage: Eukaryota; Metazoa; Chordata; Mammalia; Rodentia; Muridae.
AUGCUUUCUAAAGGCUUUUCUAUGCCAGGUAUUAAAGUAGGCCUACUUGUAAGGCUACCUUCUGAGACUUUGAGAGGAGAAAUGACCAAAUUAGAGAGGACAGAAGAUACCAUGUAGUCUAACCAGCAAUUACCAGCUCAGCUGAGACUUAUCCAAGACAUUUUAGAAGACGUCUGAAGAUUUGACCUAUCCGAGUACUAAAGAUGAGCUCCUGUUAGCAAGCCUAUAGACAAUGUAUUACAGAUUGUGCAGGAAUUGGUCCCGGCUUCCUCCAGUAUCACAGUGCAGCUGGAGUGAGUGAGCUACCGCCCCGGAAAUGACGCACUGCCCCGCUGGCGGUGCGGAAGUGGAGAUGGCGGAGCUGUACGUGAAGCCUGGCAAUAAGGAACGCGGCUGGAACGACCCGCCGCAGUUCUCCUACGGGCUGCAGACUCAGACUGGUGGACCCAAACGCACGCCCCUUACUAAGAGGGUUGCGGCUCCGCAGGAUGGAUUCCCUAGAGCCCCAACUUCAGAAACUUCUGGACCACCUCCAGUGGAUCAUCCACCUCCUUCCAGUAAGGCUUCCAGACCUCCACCUAUGGGGACUUGUCCUGCUACUGGUGUGGAACCCCCAAACUCCCCAGCCAUUGAGUCUGAGGCUCUGAUAGAAGAUGUGCUGAGGCCUUUGGAAGAGGCAUUGGAGGACUGCCGCGCCCACACGAAGAAGCAGGUAUGCGAUGAUAUCAGCCGGCGCUUGGCACUGUUUCAAGAACAGUGGGCUGGAGGGAAGUUGUCGGUACCUGUGAAGAAGAGGAUGGCGAUACUAGUGCAAGAACUUUCACACCACCAGUGGGAUGCAGCAGAUGACAUUCACCGCUCACUCAUGGUUGACCAUGUGACUGAGGUCAGUCAGUGGAUGGUGGGAGUUAAAAGAUUAAUUGCAGAAAAGAGGAAUCUGUCUUCAGAGGAAGCCAAAGAAGAGAAUUCUACAGUGGCACCUGAGAACCAGACAAUACCAGGCUUCCAACAGUCUUCAUAAUCUUGGGAGCUCCCCAGACUUACUUCACAUGACUUACUAUGCCUUGGUAUGGAAGGCCCUCUUCUCACUUGGCUCCCUUUUACCACCAGGGAGACUGUUGGUCCUGUUGGGCAUCACCAAAGAUCCUACCUGGGCCACUGCAAGAUCACUUGUUACUCAUAUUAUGUACAUUUCAAUAAACAUCUCCACAGUGGGAAGUGGGUAGGAAAGGUGAGCCAUUCUGAUGCCAAACUGGUUCUUUCUGGUGUCAGCUUUCCUGCUCCAAGAAUACCA